AGAUUGGGAUUUUUUGGUUAACCAUGGCUACCACCAUGUUAACCAAUCCUUAUCUUUUGCCAUAUAUCAAGAGAGAGAGAGAAAAAAAAAACAUGGAAACAAAAAUCAACAAAGAGAAAGAAGAAAAAUGGCAGAGAAAGAGACAAGUUAUCGUGACAGUGUCAUCGUAGAACUCCAACAAGGACUGACUCUGCUCGAGGCCGCAAUGGCGGCAAGAGAUGACGCCGUAGCCAGAUUACGCAAGAGGAUGGAGGUCAUGACAAGUUCAAUGCAGAGUAUGAUUCUGUUGAAUCCUGAGAAAGCUGAACAAGACGCAGCUUCAGAAAGACUUGAAGAAAAGAAACAACACUCUGGUUUCAUAAUUGCAGACGCUGCGAAUCGUUACGCUUGAUCAUUUGUUAAUUUGAUGAAAUUUUUUUAGUGCAAAGUCAAUACAAAAAAAAUCAUCAUAAACCAAGUCAUUUAAGUAUAAAUGUUAAGGCCAGGA
This is a messenger RNA of Arabidopsis arenosa, 487 nucleotides long. The record is from the annotation of a GenBank genome assembly. NCBI's taxonomy places the organism in Eukaryota, Viridiplantae, Streptophyta, Magnoliopsida, Brassicales, Brassicaceae.